GGAAAACUCUCAACUUCAAGAUGGGAAACAGGCACAAGUUCACUGGGAAGAAAGUCACUGAAGAGAUUCUCUCAGACAACAGGUACUUGCUGUUGAUCCUGAUGGAUGCAGAGAGGGCCUGGAGUUAUGCCAUGCAGCUGAAGCAGGAGGCAAACACGGAGCCUCGCAAGCGGUUCCACUUGCUGUCUCGCCUGCGCAAAGCGGUGAAACAUGCUGAGGAGCUGGAGCGACUCUGUGAGAGCAACAGGGUGGAUGCCAAGACAAAGCUGGAAGCCCAGGCAUACAUGGCUUACCUCACAGGAAUGCUUCGUUUUGAACACCAGGAGUGGAAGGCAGCAAUGGAGGCUUUCAACAAAUGCAAGACCAUAUAUGAAAAACUGGCCAAUGCUUUCACAGAAGAACAAGCUGUGCUGUAUAACCAGCGUGUGGAGGAGAUCUCACCCAACAUUCGUUACUGUGCCUACAAUAUUGGUGACCAGUCUGCUAUGAAUGAGUUGAUGCAGAUGAGACUGAGGUCUGGUGGCACUGAAGGUCUUCUGGCAGAAAAACUGGAGGCACUGAUCACCCAGACUCGAGCCAAGCAGGCAGCCACCAUGAGUGAGGUGGAGUGGAGAGGAAGAACAGUUCCUGUCAAGAUAGACAAAGUGAGGAUCUUCUUGCUGGGGCUGGCUGACAAUGAAGCAGCCAUUGCUCAGGCAGAAGAUGAGGAAACAAAGGAACGUCUGUUUGAGUCUUUGCUCAGUGAGUGCAGAGAUGCCAUUCAGGCUGUUCGGGAGGACCUGAAACCAGACCAGAAGCAGCGGGAACACUCUCUGGAAAACGAUUCUGGGAAGGUGUCCAACAUCCAGUAUUUACACAGUUACUUGACUUACAUCAAGCUGUCCACAGCCAUCAGACGCAACGAGAGCAUGGCCAGGGCCCUGCAGAAGGCCCUGCUGCAGCAGCCACGUCCCGAGGAGGACGGGAAGCGCGCCCCGCGGCCCCAGGACCUGAUCCGCCUCUACGACAUCAUCCUGCAGAACCUUGUGGAGCUGACACAGCUUCCUGGCCUAGAAGAGGACAAGAACUUCCAAAAAGAGAUUGGAUUGAAGACACUUGUGUACAAAGCUUACAGGUGUUUCUUCAUUGCACAGUCCUACGUCCUGGUAAAGAAAUGGAGUGAAGCUCUUGUUUUGUAUGAAAGGGUGUUGAAAUAUGCCCGUGAAGUUCAGGCAGGAGCUGGAGCUUACACCAACAGCUUGAAGGAGCUGCCUGAUGUUCAGGAUCUGAUCACUCAAGUCAAUGCAGAGAAAUACUCCUUGCAAGCAGCAGCUAUAUUAGAUGCAAAUGAUACUCAUGAGGCUGAAUCUCCAUCUCAGGUCAAGGAUGGCAAGCCACUCUCAGAACGGUUUGAGACUUUCUGUCUGGAUCCUUCUCUUGUCAGCAAGCAAGUCAGCCUCGUGCACUUCCCUCCUGGCUUCCAGCCCAUUCCAUGCAAACCCCUGUUCUUUGACCUAGCCCUUAACCAUGUUGCUUUUCCACCUCUGGAGGACAAGGUGGAGCAGAAGGCCAAGAGUGGCCUCACGGGAUACAUCAAGGGCAUCUUUGGAUUCAAAAGUUAACCAGGACCCCCUGAGGAACCAGAGGUUUUAUUCUGUAUUGAAAGAAAAGCUCCAAGAGGCUUUAGGACACAGAUCCCUGCACCUGAAACCAACAGAGGGAAGUUUUGCCAUCUUCUUCCCUGUGUUCUGUGUAUAUUCCCGUGCACUUGUCUUCUCUCCCAGUGUCUUGAAGACAAACAACCAGUUCAGAAAUACACAUGCACUCUAUAAAUAGCUGAAAAUAAUCUGGAGCACAGAGAAAUCACAUUCUGCUUUGGAGAAGAUGGAGCUUGCUUGUGACCAGGGGCCUGUUCAGGGUUGGUACACAUCUACUUACCAUGGACCAGAGCUUUGGUAUAACUUGGUUCAUCCCUCUGCCCCAUUAUUUGACA
This is a messenger RNA of Chaetura pelagica (chimney swift), 1972 nucleotides long. It is a transcript of the gene SRP68, whose product is annotated as signal recognition particle 68kDa. NCBI's taxonomy places the organism in Eukaryota, Metazoa, Chordata, Aves, Apodiformes, Apodidae. The coding region runs from base 21 to 1601 and encodes 526 amino acids. The transcript has 14 exons. Gene Ontology annotation, molecular function: signal recognition particle binding; endoplasmic reticulum signal sequence receptor activity; 7S RNA binding. The record is from RefSeq and is a predicted model, not a curated record. Gene Ontology annotation, biological process: SRP-dependent cotranslational protein targeting to membrane. Gene Ontology annotation, cellular component: signal recognition particle, endoplasmic reticulum targeting.